Colletes gigas is the source of this 1308-nucleotide messenger RNA. RefSeq names its product alpha-tocopherol transfer protein-like. Gene Ontology annotation, molecular function: phosphatidylinositol bisphosphate binding. The record is from RefSeq and is a predicted model, not a curated record. Gene Ontology annotation, cellular component: membrane. The transcript has 7 exons. Lineage: Eukaryota; Metazoa; Arthropoda; Insecta; Hymenoptera; Colletidae. Bases 140 to 1072 code for a protein of 310 amino acids.
AGACGCGUGCAGUUCGAUCUAGAGUCUCACACGCUUCGCACAGUUCUCACACACACUUUGUAUCACACUUGUGACUCGUUUCUAAACUUUUGUGCUUCUCUUUCGUUCUCCAGACUCUACCAAUUCACACUGGUUCGCGAUGACGCUGUUACCGCCGACAAUCGAGCAACAGAAACGCAUCGACGAGGAAGUUCCCUCUGACCCGGAAAUGAGGAAACGCGACGUCGCUGCUAUACGCGACUGGCUAUCCAAACAGCCUCAUCUCCCUAAUCACAUGGAUGACGCGAGACUGGAGAAGUUCCUGUUCGGGUGCAAGAACAGCAUCGAGAGAUGUAAAUUAAUUUUGGAACGAUAUUUCAGCGUUCGUACAGCCGUGCCAGAAUUUUUCUCUAUGCGAGACCCAUUUUUACGGGACAUCCAACAGUGUUGCGAGGCGAUUCAGUAUUUUGUUCUACCAUCUUUGACGGAAGAUGGACACAGAGUGACCGUCUUACGCUUACGAAGCCUCUCGAUAGAUGAAUUUUCCAUUCAAACGAUUUCUAAACGAAUCCUCAUGGUCCUGGACGCCCGUUUAAUGGAGGAACGUUGCCUAUCGAACAUUAUGGUCAUCGAUCUCGAGGGAUUCAGCGUGAUGCAUUUCACAAGAUGCAGCCCAACGCACACCAUCGUUCGAAAAUCGAUGAUGGCGGUGCAAGACAGCAUGCCGUUACGACUCCACAGAGUUCACUUCCUGCACGCGCCAGCAUUCAUUGAGAGCAUCCUCAACAUAUUCUACCCCCUUCUCAAGGCCAAACUCGUGCAAAAAUUUCGCGUGCAUACUGGUGGCGGAGAGGAAUUGCAUCCCUACAUGGACAAGGAUAUAUUGCCAAAGGAAUGGGGAGGUCUAGCAGGCACCUUCGACGAGUUAAAUGACGCAUGGAGGAAGAAGAUCGAAAAGAACAGAGACUGGUAUCUACGGGAAGAAAAAGUCAGCCGUACGAACGAAAGCGCCAGACAGCCAGAAUCUAAAUCCAGGCUUCUGAAGGAGCUGGACGGGUUGCAGGGUUCGUUCAGAAAACUGAACAUCGACUAGUAAAAAUAAUGUCUUUCGAUCGGAAAAAUAAUUUUUUCUACCACGAAUUCUAUUUUAUUUUUUUUAUCAAAUAUAUAUUAUAAGUUACCGUCUCGAUGUAAUCCGUUUUAUUUGAAUCAAUGCUCCGUGAAAUGGCUCCUGUGAUAAUAGUUGCGACGUUCUCCGAACGAUGGCGCCACGGAUAGUUUCCACCCGGCGGGCAACUUGCAUCAAUUUCAAAUCGAAAUCGCAUCGAU